Molecule: messenger RNA, 375 nt
Organism: Nannochloropsis gaditana CCMP526
Exons: 1
Source: RefSeq, a predicted model, not a curated record
AUGUCCAUAGCCAACACGGCCCCACCCAAGCCGGCGCGGCGGUCCUCGGUCGGGCCUGGCGUUCCUCCGUUUACACCACUGCAUGGAUCCCCGCCACUGGAGCCAUCGUCCGACGAAGCCGCAUCUCCAGACACCUUCGCAUCCCCCCCGUGGCGGCAGGCUCAAGCACCCCCAUCGUCCGAGACCGGGGCAGCAGCGCGCAAAGCGGAGGACGUGGACGACGGCUCGUACGUGGACGAGAUCUUGGAGGGCGUGAGUGGGCUGGGGCUGGGCAGUCUGGGCCCCCUGCAAGGGGACUGGCUGCCGCAAAUCGCCGCCAUCCUGGAGCAGGUGCACCUCAAGAGCAAGGAGCGAGACCCAGAGGCUCCCGACAUU